Harpia harpyja (harpy eagle) is the source of this 3261-nucleotide messenger RNA. RefSeq names its product dynein axonemal assembly factor 1 (gene DNAAF1). The transcript is spliced from 12 exons. Gene Ontology annotation, cellular component: axoneme. The record is from RefSeq and is a predicted model, not a curated record. The coding region runs from base 753 to 2732 and encodes 659 amino acids. Lineage: Eukaryota; Metazoa; Chordata; Aves; Accipitriformes; Accipitridae. Gene Ontology annotation, molecular function: dynein complex binding; protein binding. Gene Ontology annotation, biological process: cilium assembly.
GGUUGGGCGGCUGAGGCGGGGAGCGCAGCUGUCCGCGCCUCAGGGGCCUCCGGCGGCAGCGGGGUCUCGGUCUCUCCGCUCCGCUCCGCUCCGUCCCGUCCCGUCCCGUCCCUCGCGGUUUACCUCUCCUGCCGCCUGGGAGAGACCGCGGCGGGGCCAGGAGCGGCCGCCGACCCCGUGCGCCAGGUCCGAUCGCCCGGUCCAGCCCGGGUCUCGGGUCAGGUAAAGGGAGCUGGAGGUUUGUUUAACGGGAGAUACGAGUCCUCUCUAGAGAGCUCCCGGGCUACAGCAGCGAAAAGUGCAGGGGGGAAACCUGGCGGCGUCUGCAGUCCUUGUGAGGAGACUAAAACUCGCCUCAGGAGCCCACCCGGCUUGCGGUGGGGCAGGAGGCAGGCGAUACAGAAGAGCAGGCUGUGCCUCGAAGGAGCACCAUCGCUGUAUCCUCAGUGUACUGGCUUCCAAAGGAAAAAAGUGACUCACUGUGUUUUGGGAGGCUUCUCGGCUGUGAUCCUCUGCUCUGAGUGAGAUCCACCGUGGGCAAGAUUUAAGAUAAGCUCUCCCUGCCUUUUCAUAUCUUCACCGUGACUAGGCACAGGUUGCCAGCUCCAUGCAGGCUUCAUAAUUUACUCAUAUUGGUCUUCUUAUCUGUCACAGGUCCUCCUACUAAAACCUUUAGACAUUUUGUCUGGAAAAGUUGGAUUGUAAAUCAAAUACUGGCUUGGCUGAUGUUUGUCUAAAUCACAUAUCUUAAAAUGCAAUCACAAAUUGGAGACUGGGACAAAGGCCUUGGAAGGGAGGUUGUGCCACAAGAGGCGUCAGGGCAAUCUCUGAACGACACCAGAAAUGAAGAUGCCCAAACAGAAAAUGAAGGCAAUUCUGUCAACACAGAUGUUAAAACUCAAGAGAAAGCCAUCAACUGUAUGUCCAGAGAAGAUCAACAGAAUGAACAAAAGUCAGAUGGUGAUCACAAAUCAGUAACCAGCUCAUUCAAUCAAAGGGCAGAAGAAAAGAGGGGCUGUGUAAGAAUGACAAAAAAGAUUCUGCAAGACAUCUGUAAACAGCAGAAAUUAUACUUGACCCCAUACUUAAAUGAUACACUUUACUUGCAUUAUAAAGGAUUUGACCGCCUGGAGAAUCUUGAAGAGUAUACUGGAUUGAAGUGUUUAUGGCUGGAAUGCAAUGGCUUAACAAAAAUCGAGAAUUUGGAGGCUCUGACAGAGUUGCGUUGCCUCUACCUGCAACUCAAUUUAAUUAACAAAAUUGAAAACCUUGAACCCUUACAAAAGCUGGAUUCCCUCAAUAUCAGUAACAACUACAUUAAGACCAUUGAGAAUCUCUCAUGUCUGAAAGUCCUGCAGACUCUGCAGAUUGCUCACAAUAAGUUACAGACAGUGGAAGACAUACAGCACUUGCAAGAAUGCCCGAGUAUUUCUGUUCUCGAUCUUUCCCACAACAAUCUAAGUGACCCAAGUAUCAUAAAUAUUCUGGAGACCAUGCCUAAUUUGCAUGUGCUGAAUUUGAUGGGAAAUCAAGUGAUAAAGAAAAUUGCUAAUUAUAGAAAAACACUUAUUGUUCGACUAAAACUACUAACAUAUCUGGAUGACAGACCAGUUUUCCCAAAGGAUAGAGCCUGUGCAGAAGCCUGGGCCAUUGGAGGGCUUGAAGCUGAGAAAGCAGAAAGGGAAAAAUGGGAAACCAGAGAGAGAAAAAAAAUCCAAGAUAGCAUUGAUGCUUUAGCAGCAAUCAGGCAAAAAGCAGAGGAAAAGCGAAGACGAAAGUAUAUGGAAGAAAGAGAUGCAAGUGCAAAAUGUGGAAACGGAGGUGCAACAGACAUCCUAGAAGGAGUACCUGCAAAAUCAGAUGACAGUGAUGGAAAUUCUAAUACAUCAGAGACUUCAAAUAUAUCAGAAGAGGAAGAAACUCAAGAGAAGACUGAGAAAUUUAGAAAUGAAAGCUUUGAUGCUCAUGAUGAAGUGGUAACACUUCUACCAAAUAGGGGAGAUAACACAGAUUUCAUGUCUGGAAAUAUUCCUGCUAGAAUUCAAGAGGAUGCACAAGAAUCAAACUCUUACAAACACUCAAACUUCAACAAUAAGACAGACGUUCUACCAAGAGAGAAGGCAGCUACUGAAAAAGCCAUGCUUGCUGAACCCAAUGAUUAUGCUGAAAUUGAACAGAUCAAACUGAAGACACCGGAGAAACUUUAUCUUGACGAAUUGCCUGAUUUAGAAGAUAUAGAUGUAAAUGAAUUUACCCCAGAAGAGGAAAUCUUUGUUCAAAAGGAAUAUCACCCAAAGAUUGAAAUAAUUUCUGAAAUGACAAAUGACAGCGAUUCUGCAUUAGAGGAAAACAAUAAAGGCACAUUUGAGAAUUCAGUAGGAGAAGAAGUUCCAACAGCAAUUUUUUCAAAUGUGUAUAAGAUACAUAAAGAGCAUGAAAAGGAGCACUUAAAGCCCCUUGUUGAAAGCUUCUUUACAGAGCCUGCUAAUUCAGAAAGAUACCUGGAGACCAAAGAUAAACAAGCAACCCCCUCGAAACCCUUGAUACAAGAGGUUAUCACUGAGCCCAAGGAUAAUCUACUGUGGUCACCAAUCUGCAAUCGACCAGAUGACCCAAGCCCCUGGGAAGAGGAUGGGAAUGGCAGCGAUGGAGAAGUACAAUGCCUGGUUGAGGGUGAAGGAUGUCCUCACAAAGCACAAGAUGACGAGGACAGCGAGAGUAGAUUAGAUUAAUCACUUUGAAAAACCCAGACCAAAUCUGGAGCACAGUGCCUGGCUGACUGCAUGUGGUUAUUCUCAAAAUGCAGAGCUCAGCGAUGGGACCGUUAGUUACAACUGCCGUAACACUGUGAUAUAAAAACCACCGCCUUCAACAGGAAGACUUAGCAUUUCAGUCAGUCAGAGGCUGCUGCGGCCUCCAGCAUCUGACCUUCGGGGCAGAACUGUUGGUUGUGUCAGUGUGAGAGAAGCCCAUAAUCCUCUCUAACCCACAGGCAGCGACUGCCGUGUGCUCCCACUGCCAAAGCUGCUGGAGAUGCCUCGGCUCCAAGCUCUUCAGGGCAGCUAGCAGCGUUCACUACUCUGAAAGCGAGGGCACUACUGUUUUAAGGUUAAAUUCCACUCUUGUGUCAUUUUUUCCCUUGCAACCUUCUAGAAAUUACUUAGUUAAAUGUUUAUGUCUUAGGGUUUCAUUACAUUUGUAGUUUCAAUGCAUAUUGUUAACAGGUUUCUGUCAUUUGAACUAAAAGAUUCUACUUGUAAC